CGUGGUGUAUACUCGAGCACAGAAAUAGAGCGAUGAGAAAUUGAGUUACGAAGAAGAAAAAAGUAAAGCAGUUGUUAGCCCGAAAAUCAAUGAAACAGAAAAGAUAACACUGAGUUAGUUACCUUCUACUAUGACAUUUGCUUCCACAACCACCGCACUCACUCUCCGCCACCGUCAAACACCACUCUCUUACCCCAAAACCCGUUUUCCCCAACGAAACAGUGCUGUAGCAUUUUCCAGUUUCAGUAACCAAAUUGUUUCCAAAUUAAGCAUCCAAAAUGAAGACCUCCAAGUUCAAACACGCAUGUGGAAUUGGAAGGGUUACUUUAUUCGCUAUCAAUAUUCUGGAAACAACGGUCCUGCACUAGUUUUGGUGCAUGGUUUCGGAGCUAACAGUGACCACUGGAGGAAAAACAUUCCAGAUCUAGCGAAAUCCCACCGCGUAUACUCUAUUGAUCUUAUUGGUUAUGGAUAUUCAGAUAAACCGAAUCCUCGCCUGAUUGGUGAUGAUUCUUUCUAUACUUUUGAUACAUGGGCCGCGCAAUUAAACGAAUUUUGUCUUGAGGUUGUUAAGGAUAAAGCGUUCUUUAUAUGCAAUUCGAUUGGAGGAGUUGUAGGUCUUCAGGCAGCUAUAGCAGAACCACAAAUCUGCCGGGGGAUUGUUCUUCUCAAUAUAUCUCUGCGGAUGCUUCAUAUAAAGAAGCAGCCGUGGUUUGGUAGACCUUUCAUCAGCUCAUUUCAAAGAUUGCUUAGGGAUACUGCUGUAGGAAAAUUCUUCUUUAAAGUUGUUGCAACGAAAGAAUCUGUGAAGAACAUUCUUUGCCAGUGCUAUCAUGACACUUCCAAGGUGACUGAUGAGCUUGUGCAGUUCAUCCUUAGUCCAGGACUGGAACCUGGCGCUGCAGAGGUUUUUCUUGAGUUUAUUUGUUAUUCGGGUGGCCCUCUUCCAGAGGAACUGCUACCCCAAGUAAAGUGUCCAGUUUUGAUAGCUUGGGGUGACAAGGAUCCUUGGGAACCAAUUGAGAUGGGAAGAAAUUAUGGAAAUUUUGAUUCAGUAGAAGACUUCAUUGUCCUUCCAAAUGUUGGACAUUGCCCCCAGGAUGAAGCACCUCAGCUUGUGAACCCACUUGUUGAGUCAUUUGUGGCACGGCAUGCUAAAUCUUCAUCUCUUACCCCAUCAGUUGAUUGAUUCCCAGCCAGUAACUUUGCUGAUGCAAUUGGCACAUUGAAAUCGUGUACAUUUCUUCAUUUGCUUUCACCAAGAGUGGGUUUCAUCUUUUGUAUAGUACUAUAUACUUAAUGAAUUUUGAGAAAGUUGCUAUAUAUCAUUGAUGACAAAGAAAAGAGAGUAGAUGUAAACAAUUUAUUGUAUAUAAUUAAGCUUAUAUCUGAUUGGAUGAUGAGAAUGUCAUCAACAUAGAUUAGUGCAAAGAUGGUUAGGCUUUGAUGGGAAUAAAUGAAUAAGGAAUGAUCACACCUGCUAUGAGAGAAGCCAAACUGAAUUCGUGGGCAUUUUUAAUGCCCUCUUUCAGUUUUAUUGUUUAUAUUGCAUUUUUAAUAAUCUUUAAAAUAAUUGAUAACCUUCAACACCUUCUUUCAAUUUGGUUGUUUAUUGCAUUUUUAAUAGUUUUUAAAGCAAUUGGUGAAAAUUACAACUCGAUUCAUAAUAGUCAGUAAAGUGUAUGUGAAGUUACAGUGAGGUAACAAGUAGAUAGAAGUAGGACAGUCUCGUUGACUGAUAUCAUAUGAGGUUACUUCCACAUCAAUCAUAUAAAAUUAUAUAAUAAAGCUUAAACUAAAAUGUUUUUCAAUAAUGAUUUUAAUAAACAGCCGAGUUGUAAGCCAGGACAGUCUCAUUGACUUAUAUCAUAUGAGAUUACAUAUUUGACAUUAAGGGCCUGUUUGGAAUAAGAGAAAGAAAACAGGGGCGAAAGAGAAAUGAAGAAGAGAAAUGAAGAAGAGAGAUAAAAUUCUCGUGGGCCCCAUGUCUUUUGCAAUUCUCUCAUGCCUGAGAAGAAAGGAAAGGAAGAAAGAGUGAUUCCACUUUUACCCAUGUGAUUGAUAUCAAUUUUUAAUAAAGAAUAGACACAAUAAAAACCAGAAAUUUAUAGAUCAUGAAGAAGGUUGUGAUUUCUCAAGCAUGGAUAAAGAAUAUUAAUGUGUUUUUGGAAGAAAAUUUAAUAAAAUUUUUAAUAAAAUUAGCAUGUUGUGUUUCUGGACAACAUAAUUUUUAAUAAAAUUUAAAUGACUACAUAUCUAUUAGGAGGAGGA
Molecule: messenger RNA, 2271 nt
Organism: Vicia villosa (hairy vetch)
Lineage: Eukaryota; Viridiplantae; Streptophyta; Magnoliopsida; Fabales; Fabaceae
Product: pheophytinase, chloroplastic
Exons: 8
Coding region: 131-1189 (352 amino acids)
Source: RefSeq, a predicted model, not a curated record